AUGAAUAAACCAGAAUUGUAUUACAAAUCACACAAAGCUGCCAAACAAGAUGCAGGACAGCUGCUAACAAAUUUUGCCACUAAAUUGCAAUGGCGCGCCGAAGGAGGGGAUACUGUCAUAGAUAUUGGCUGUGGUCCGGGUGAUGUUUCUAUGGAUUAUAUUUUCCCGUUAAUGCCGUCAAAUUUUGGAAAACUUAUUUUUAGUGAUAUAUCGAUGACGAUGUUGGAUUGUUUUAAAAAUCAAUAUAAAAUUUCGGAGAAGUGCGGAUUCAAGCAAUUCGAUAUUCUUGGGGAAGUACCCAAUGAUAUGUUGGGCCAAUUUGAUCAUGUUAUAUCAAGUUUACUACUACAUUGGGUACCCGAUAAUAGAUUGGCCCUGGAGAAUAUGUAUAAAUUGUUGCGCCGUGAAGGUGGCGAUUGCAUUUUAGUAUUCUUUGGUUACAAUAACAUUUUCGAUGCCAACAACAUAAUGAGCUCGAAUCCCAAAUGGUCGCAGUACAUCAAAAAUGUUAAUCGCUUUGUGUCACCUUUACAUGAUAGUCCAGAUCCCAAGAGGACAUUUUAUAAAAUGAUGGAAGAUGCUGGAUUUUGUAAUAUUAGCAUUGAGGUGAAGGAGGGUAUUUAUUACUACGAUAAUUUGGAAAAUUUUAAAGAAAAUAUUAUUCCAGUUUGUGGUAUAUUUGAUUUCAUUCCCACAUCAAGGCAUGAGGAAUUUUUGGAAGAUUACUUCAAUGUAAUGGCCGAAACUGCUGCCCUGAAACGUAAAUUACCCAAGGAAGAUUUAAUGUAUACAAUGGCUGCAGAUAUGAUUGUGGCAUAUGGUCAAAAAAGGCCACGAAAUUCUAUAGAAUAA
Musca vetustissima is the source of this 852-nucleotide messenger RNA. RefSeq names its product juvenile hormone acid O-methyltransferase-like. The record is from RefSeq and is a predicted model, not a curated record. Gene Ontology annotation, molecular function: methyltransferase activity. Lineage: Eukaryota; Metazoa; Arthropoda; Insecta; Diptera; Muscidae. Bases 1 to 852 code for a protein of 283 amino acids. The transcript is spliced from 3 exons.